AUGUGUAAAGGAAGCACAACUCAUCGCCAGGGAGAGAACUGCUCCGUCUUCUCCCAGAGUGUCUCUUGUGAGCUUUGUAAUUCUUCAGCCUCAUUGUACUGCCAAGCUGACAACGCAUUUCUCUGCAGAAAAUGCGACAAAUGGGUUCAUGGUGCCAACUUCCUAGCACAAAGACACCUUAGAUGCUUCCUAUGUUCAACAUGUCGAGGCCUCACCAACCGCUACCUCGCCGGAAGCUCGUCAGAGAUGGUUCUUCCAACCGCCGUGAAAUUGGGAGAGAAUGAUAACAAUAAUCCAUCCACCACCACACAAACUAGAUGUAAUAGAGGAGCUUUAAAGAAGCCAUUCUUGUCUCUUUGA
Molecule: messenger RNA, 360 nt
Organism: Impatiens glandulifera
Lineage: Eukaryota; Viridiplantae; Streptophyta; Magnoliopsida; Ericales; Balsaminaceae
Product: B-box domain protein 31
Exons: 1
Coding region: 1-360 (119 amino acids)
Molecular function (GO): zinc ion binding
Source: RefSeq, a predicted model, not a curated record